CCGCGGCAAGGUAACUUCCUCCGUCAAUCCAGGUUCUUUCUGCGCCGCAGUAGUGCGACUACUGAAGCCCAAACGCUGAUUAUUCUAAGAGGGAAGACAACUCCAGAAAAGAUUUCUUCAUUUCUGUUACCUCCCCAAGAUAAACAUCGAGUGAGUUCGCCACUUUUUUCCCCCCCAACUGAGAGACCGAUGGACGGCGAUGUUGGCGUCAUGCAGACUCCAGACUUUGGAAAACAAAUCGGGUAUUGUCGGUGAAUCCUCGGGAGAUGGCAGACUAGUUUGACCUGCGUAUGUUUUCCGAGCUCUCUCAAAUCACUUUGGAAGACUUAAACCCCAGCUUGGUCUACAAUGAUGAUCAGGGCCUUUCUCUUGGUUGUAUUCGCCCUGGUUCUUCCCUGUUCCAGCAUGGAGGGUGAGGGUGAUGUGAGAAAUGAAUGCAUUUGUGAUGCACCGUCUUGCGGCAGUGGAGGACGGUGUUUUGGCCAUCAGUGUUUCACCUCACUGUCAACCAUAAAUGGGACGUCUGACGUUCAGAGGGGCUGCGUCGUGAGUAAUGAAGAUGGGCCUUCGCGCUGUGGAAACGCACCAACUCCCGAACUGGUGGUGGAGUGUUGCUUCGGAGAUUUGUGCAACAUGAACAUCUCCCUGCAGUUUCCAGUAAUAGAUGCUGAGCCGUCUGCGGGCAGGCCGGUCCUCGGAGAGCAGGAGUGCGUGUGCGAGGGCGGCAUGUGCGAGCACGAACGUCGCUGCGCAGGCCAGCAUUGUUUCUCCUCUCUGAAGAUGAUUGACGGGGCAGCCGUCCAACAGAAGGGCUGCCUGAGGGACGACGAGGAGGGCAGAACCACCUGUGCCACUCUCCCCUCGUCGGACCAUGUUGUCAAGUGCUGCCAGGGCCAUCUGUGUAACAUGAACGUCACUGUACAAGCUCCAGGGAAAGAGGAAGAAGUGAAGCCCUUGAUCAAAGAGGAGCACCAGUGCGUUUGCGAGGGCCACUCAUGCGUGACAGGCAGUCGCUGCCUGGGCCACCAGUGUUUCUCAUCUCUGACAGUCAACGCCGGCUCACUGGUGUACCAGAAAGGCUGCUUUAAGGUCUAUGAGCAGAGCACGUUAACCUGCAAGACUCCACCUUCCAGAGACCAGAUCGUCGAGUGUUGCCACGGGCACCUGUGUAACCUGAACAGCACCGUCGAGCUCCCCGUCAAAGCCGAUGAGCUGUCCAGCUACAGUGUGACAACACUGGCUAUUGCCAUUGCGGCGCCCAUCGUUGCUCUCAUCUUCCUCUCCGCCGUGGCCAUCCUCGUGUUCAGGCGAAUUCACAACAACCAAAUGGAGAGACUGACAUCACGAGAUGCUGAAUAUGGGACUAUCGAUGGGCUCAUAGCGUCCAAUGUGGGGGAGAGCACUCUGGCGGAUCUGCUUGAUCAUUCUUGCACCUCAGGAAGUGGCUCUGGACUCCCUUUCCUUGUUCAGAGAACGGUUGCGCGACAAAUCACGCUCAAUGAGUGUGUGGGGAAGGGCCGCUACGGUGAAGUGUGGAGAGGGCAGUGGCAGGGGGAGAGCGUCGCUGUCAAAAUCUUUUCCUCCAGAGAUGAGAAGUCUUGGUUCAGAGAGACUGAAAUCUACAACACCGUCCUGCUGAGACACGAGAACAUCUUGGGCUUCAUCGCAUCAGACAUGACCUCCAGGAACUCCAGCACUCAGCUCUGGCUCAUCACCCACUUCCACGAAAUGGGCUCUUUGUACGAUUAUCUUCAGCUCAGCACCCUAGACGCGUCCACCUGCCUCCGCAUGGCUCUCUCCAUCUCAAGUGGACUCUCACAUUUGCACGUUGAGAUCUUUGGCACCCAAGGCAAGCCCGCCAUCGCCCAUCGGGACCUCAAGAGCAAAAACAUUUUAGUUAAAAAGAACGGACAAUGCUGCAUCGCUGACCUUGGGCUUGCAGUCAUGCAUUUCCAGGACACCAACGAGCUAGAUGUGGGCAACAACCCUAAAGUUGGCACAAAGCGCUACAUGGCCCCCGAAGUCCUCGACGACUCCAUCCAGAUGGACUGCUUUGAAUCCUUCAAGAGAGUGGACAUCUGGGCCCUGGGCCUCGUCCUGUGGGAGAUCGCCCGGAGGACAGUCAGCAACGGCAUUGUGGAAGACUACAAGCCCCCUUUUCAUGACGUGGUUCCAAAUGAUCCCAGCUUUGAAGACAUGAAGAAGGUUGUGUGUGUGGAUCAGCAGAGGCCCAACAUCCCAAACAGAUGGUUUUCAGACCCAACUUUAACCUCCAUGGCUAAACUCAUGAAGGAGUGCUGGUACCAGAACCCGUCGGCCAGACUAACAGCACUGCGCAUCAAAAAGACUCUCACCAAGAUCGACAACUCUCUGGAUAAAAUAAAGACAGACAUUUGAGCCUCGCUCGUGGAGAAGAUGGUCCAUCCUCUGGAUGUCUUGCAGAGACAUCUGAAAAGACUAAAAGACUCUAUGAUGGGUUUAGUGCCCUUAUAGUGGCACGGACCUAUAUUUAUUUUAAAACCCUUGGCGGGACAGAUUUUGGCAUCCAAAGAUGUCUUACUGGGACUUUCUGAGACUGCCAAGUGGUCUUGGAAAUGGGAAAAGUAUCUAUUCGACUUGUGACAUAGGAGCUGGACUGUUAGAAACACUCUUCAAGGAAGAAACUGUUACCCGGGCAUUUGAGUACGGUUGAUUUUAUUUAGAGGCGCAGAUUUUCUUUGACACAUUUUUUUUUUUUCUUUGAAAGACAUCUGAACACAGCGGUUCCACUUAUCACGUUAAUUUCACUGCGUCCAUUGACGUCCCGUUGGAUUCAUCUGAAGCACAGGUCACCUCUCCAGUUGAACCAGCCGGUUAAUGUAACCCGCCUUCCUCAAGCGGCCAUCGCUGCAGGACACGUUGUGUUUUUACUUUGUGUGUUUACAGUGCUGUCAGAGCAAGUUUCAUCUGUUUUUGUAUCAUUGCGUUGUACAGUUACGCCGAUGGCACCGGUCCUUUUCACCAUAUAUCGUCCAACUGAACCUACUCUGUCGCCACCCUUUUUACAUAUCGUCUUGACUUUCACAAAGUACUGUUUUGUUUCUUCAGCUUUACACAGGCGAAUGCUAAAAAGAUCAAGUAAAAUACCUGCUAUAUGAUGCUGAUCUCUGUUCCUCCAGGGGCCGACAAGUCAACCUGUAUUCUGUCUUAACACAUGCAUUGUCAAGUAAAUGAAGUCAAACUUCAGCCUUUUUUUAUUUCUUUAACAUUUUAUAUCAAUUAGUGAUUUAUAUUAAUUAAAUAGAAAACAUAUUG
This is a messenger RNA of Cololabis saira (Pacific saury), 3294 nucleotides long. Its product is annotated as activin receptor type-1-like. Gene Ontology annotation, cellular component: plasma membrane; BMP receptor complex. Lineage: Eukaryota; Metazoa; Chordata; Actinopteri; Beloniformes; Belonidae. Bases 349 to 2397 code for a protein of 682 amino acids. The transcript is spliced from 12 exons. Gene Ontology annotation, molecular function: ATP binding; SMAD binding; transforming growth factor beta receptor activity, type I. The record is from RefSeq and is a predicted model, not a curated record. Gene Ontology annotation, biological process: heart development; BMP signaling pathway; transforming growth factor beta receptor signaling pathway.